AGAGCCUCGCGGCAGACACACCUACAACUCUUGCGAUGGAAGUGCGCUUGGUUCUAGGCUCGGCAGAGAGGGGGUCCCGCUGGCUGCUGCGGCCCACAAUCAGAGCCCUCGCAGCGGGGAGAACGGCAGGAACCGCCCCUGCUGUGUCCGUCUCUGCCAACCAGGUCAAACUGAAAAGUGAAGAGGACCUCGCAGAAAUAACUGCCCUGCAGAUGUUGUACCGGAUGACGUUUAAAGGGUACCUGAAAACAAUGCAUGAGCUACAGGUGUAUGAGAAGCAGCUGCAUGGCCCCAUUUACAAGGUCAGGGUGGGAAAGUACAGAGCCAUUGUUCUGAACAGCGCGGAGCUCUUGGAGGAGCUGCUGAGGAAAGAUGAAAAGUUUCCCUGUCGGGGUGACAUGACUCUGUGGACGGAGUACCGUGACAUGAAGGGACUCGGCUACGGACCUUUCACAGAUCUGACCUCAUUCACCAUCUGCCACUACUCCAUAAGCCAGGAUGAGAAAACCUUCCCUGAGCCGCACAAGUUCAGACCAGAACGCUGGCUGCGGGAUGGCAGGCAGCGACCCAAUCCCUUUGGCUCUCUCCCGUUUGGGUUUGGGGUGCGGGGCUGCGUUGGCCGCAGGAUUGCAGAGCUGGAGAUGCACCUUGCUCUGUCACGGAUAAUCAGUCUGUUUGAAAUCAGACUAGACCCUCACAUUGGGGAAGUCAAAGCUCACAAUCGCACUGUCCUGGUGGCGGACAGACAGGUCAAUCUGCACUUCGUGGAAAGGAAUGGAACCUCUUCAAACUGAAUACCUGCAGAAUGAAGUUUCCAAGCAACAGGCAACAGAUAACAAUAAGCUGAGUUGUCAGAAUUUUCUGAUCUUCCUUCUCAAUGAACAAGGUUUCAGUAAAGAGGGGUGAGAAAGUUCAAUUAGCAGUGAAAAAUUCAAACACCUUUCAAUUUCCAAAGAAUUCUAGCCUACCUCCAGGAAACUCGGUGUUACUAAUUGACCCUGACCUGACAUUUGAGCGACCAGCAAAACAAUUCUGUCUAGUCCUGCUACCAAAUGAGAGAUAAUAAACUGGCCAUGGAUGAGCAAUAUUCAUGGCCAGUUUAUUUGGUGUACUUGCUCGUUAACGCAAAUAGCCUGCUACUCCAACAGUGAAUCAUGUGGCCGAAACUCAAUGUAUAACAUACAGUAUGUAGACAUAGUGAAGAGGUUUUAUUUAUUUUUCAACUAAAUAUUAGAAUGGGCAGGAUGCAUGAAUUAACUUUGACCAUGGUAUGAUUGGUGGUGCUAGACGUGGUGGUUACAGCUGUCUUUGUGAGAUUUUCAGGCACUGAAGUCAAAAGUUUAUAGAGAAUGCUGCAAAAAAAAAAAAACAGCAGUGGUACAGACUACGUACAGACAUUAGGAAGAAUGUUGUCAUGCAGAGUGUAGUCAAUGUGUGGAAUAGCCUGCCAGGUCACGUAGUAGAGGCAGAAACUCAGGGAUUUUCAAGAUCAAGCUUGAUACACUGUUAGAUACUAUAUAGUCUGUAGGUAAUCAGAGCACCAGGUACAAUUUAAUCAGGAAAAUGGCAAGCAUUGUUGGGCUGAAUGGCCUGUUCUCGUCAUUUUGUUGUGUUAUGUUAUGUUAUGGUGUGCAGA
Messenger RNA from Anguilla rostrata (American eel), 1636 nucleotides. Its product is annotated as sterol 26-hydroxylase, mitochondrial-like. The record is from RefSeq and is a predicted model, not a curated record. Gene Ontology annotation, biological process: C21-steroid hormone biosynthetic process; cellular response to peptide hormone stimulus; glucocorticoid biosynthetic process. Bases 36 to 794 code for a protein of 252 amino acids. The transcript has 5 exons. Lineage: Eukaryota; Metazoa; Chordata; Actinopteri; Anguilliformes; Anguillidae. Gene Ontology annotation, molecular function: monooxygenase activity; heme binding; iron ion binding. Gene Ontology annotation, cellular component: mitochondrial inner membrane.